Wallemia ichthyophaga EXF-994 is the source of this 1851-nucleotide messenger RNA. RefSeq names its product putative serine/threonine-protein kinase drkC. Gene Ontology annotation, biological process: protein phosphorylation. NCBI's taxonomy places the organism in Eukaryota, Fungi, Basidiomycota, Wallemiomycetes, Wallemiales, Wallemiaceae. The coding region runs from base 1 to 1851 and encodes 616 amino acids. The transcript is spliced from 2 exons. Gene Ontology annotation, molecular function: ATP binding; protein kinase activity. The record is from RefSeq and is a predicted model, not a curated record.
AUGUCAACGAUGUCAACGAAAUCACAUGAGGAUCAGCUGAGGCGGUGCAGGAAGGCUGAUCUGCUGGAAAUGCUCACGGCGAGUGCGACUGAGGGCUCAGACUGCGGUGAUCUGCGCGCGUGUACCAAGGAAAUGCUAAUCGAGAUACUCCUCGAGAAAGACGGGCUCAGAGACAGGCGCUGUGUUCAUCCCGUCAGUCUCUCUUCCGAAGACGAAUACGAAGAUGGAUACUCAACCAAGCCCCUCAGCGUUAGCAACGUUAACUCCCAAAGCUCAGGUGCAACUGCAAAGCGCACACGCGCAGCCAAGCGCAAGGCCAUGAACAAAAUAAGCGUGGAGUCUCUCAACAACUCCUCCCAGCCUCAGAAUAGAUAUCAGUUGCGCACGCGUACAAUCUCAAUUGACUCAUCACAUACACCCGACGAGGACUUUGCAAAGAGCGUGUCCCUAAUGAGCAUAGCAGAUAGCGAGAAAGAUUCUGCCGCUACCGCAAGCUCUAGCAAUCACUCUAGCGAUGCUGAGAAUAGAGAUAUGCGCGGCGUCCGCCAAUCCGAUGACGUUAGCGAUACGGAUAUAGACGUGGAUAUGCGCGAUGAGACCGUAUCAUCUCUGAAACGGUAUCUGAAGCGACAACUGGAACAAAUGUGCAAUGUCUCAGGGAUAGAGCAUUCAAAACACCACACUAAAGAUGAUCUGAUUGAAUUACUUCUGUUGCAUAAGGAGGAUAUGCAUAGUGUUCCCGUAUCAUCCGCUUCAGAAAUCAGCUCUACCACUGCUGUGUCGGAUUUCGAGGAGAACGCCAGCAUCGAUAGCGACCUGCACACACCCAAACCACAGAAAAAACGCUCUCGCCAAGGUCGAGGUACGAAACCUACACGCGCUGUGCUGUCAGACCUUUCAAGCACUGUUACAGCUCGCCAGAGUGACACCACCGAUGUCUCUAAAGCUACUCCCAAACCAGGUCAUCGUUCGAGCAAUACUAGCGAAGGACUGGCGUUGGAUUUACAGGAACUUGGAUUAGUCAAUAAGGAAAUCAAGGCUACGAUAGUGGAAAAGAAAGAAAGAAUAGGUUCUGGUGGUUUCAAAGAUGUUUACGUAGGAUCAAUCCGCAAGAAAAAGUGCGCAGUGGCAGAUAUACGUGGAGAAUUAACCGAGAUGGAUAUCAGAGAACUUCAAGUACUGUCAAAAUUAAAUCAUCCCAAUAUUGUCAAGUUUAUAGGCGUCUCAGUGCCUGGAAAUGGUGCACCAGUGAUGCUGAUCAGUGAAUUAUGCAAGAAUGGCGAUUUGUUCGACUACCUCCGCAACAAUCCACCCCCAACGAACAAGAAAGCCUUACUUAUUAUGCUUGACAUUGCCAGAGGGCUGGAGUAUCUACAUAUCACAUGCAAGCCGCAAGUCAUACAUCGUGAUAUGAAGUCGAGUAAUGUGUUGAUAGACGAUAAUGGUAGAGCUAAGUUAAAUGAUUUCGGUCUGGCAAGAGUGAAGCAGAGUACCAGAUCUAUGAUCCAGUCUCUAGUCGGCACUGUCAACUGGCAGGCUCCUGAGUUGUGGUCGGCUAAGCCUUCGUAUACUGCCUCAGUUGAUAUUUUUGCUACUGCUCUCGUGUAUUGGGAGAUAUUGCAGUGGCAUAGUACUAAAAAAUGCUAUCCCUGGGAAGGUCAAAAUGAGCAUUUCAUCUAUGAUCAGGUAGGACAAAAGCAUAAAAGACCGUCUCUGAAUCAGUUCAAGAGGCAGUGGGGUGGUGAUGUUCUUGACCUCAUCGAACGUAUGUGGGUGCAAGAUGGUAAACACCGCCCAAGUGCUACAGAAGUAGUGCAGGAAUUAGACGCAAUUAUCAAGAAUACCGCAUAA